AUCUAUUGGUGAGUGUUAAAUACGAGUAAUAGUACAUAUCUUGUAUUAAUUAAUUGAUAUUCCUUCAUUUUAUAAGAAUUAAUACAAUAGGUUCUACAGUGCUUUUACAUAAUUUUUUAUUACUAAAUUAGCUCUGGAUAUCUUCAGAAGAUACGAGAAUAUAUGGUUUAAAAUGACUCAGAGGUUAGGCUAGAUUUUUCUACACAUAUUUUUUAUGAAAAUAAUUACGGAAUUUCUCCGCUAGAGACACCAGACACCUGAAACAAGCAAAUUUGCACUUUGCCGUAAUAAACUGUGAAUUCGUUUUAGUUACACACCAUAUUCAUCUCUAUGCAAAUAAAAUAAUGGAUCGUUGUAUGAAAUAAGUCCAAAAGCAAACUUUCUAUUCCAAUCUUAUCAUGGAUAACGAAGUAAAGCCCGAGCUUGAUGAAGUAACAUCACCUGAAAAUGUAGAUUCUACCUCUCAACCCAACUGUAAAAUUCAAACUGAAUCUGAAAAUUUUGGCAAUUGUAAACCUUCUUCAGUGGCAAAUGAUAAUCAAACACACUCUGAUAAAAACCUUGAUGACAGCAUAGACCAAACAAAUUCCAAGAAGUCAAGAGAACUCAAAUCACUACUAGCUCUUUCUAAAGAAGCUAACCUAAAGACUAACAUUUCUCAUAAAAGGAAAAAGGAUGUGAAAGACUCUUAUAAAGGGCAGUCAGAUAUUGAAUUAAAAAAAUCAAGCAAAGUAACUUCAGAUAACAAACAAAGUUUCAAUUAUCCAGUGACAGCUGAAGCUGAGCUAGAAGAAAUCGAUGAAGAAGAUGAUAAAAUGGAAAAUGAAUCGCAUAAGCUUGUGAAACGAAAAAGGGAUCGUUCUAAUGAAUCAGUGGAUAAGUUUUUGUCAGAAGAUGGUAAUAGAAAAAAUAAGAAAGCUGUACAUGGGGACGUAAAAGUAUUUAAACCAAACAAAGAUGCUUUUUGCUGGCGUUGUCACAGAGAAGGUGUAAAUGUGGUUUGUGAAACUUGUCCUAGAUCUUAUCACCAAAAAUGUCUUAAACAAACCAUAAUGGAUGUUAAUCAUUGGCCAUGUCCCGAAUGUGUUGCUAUACUAAAAGCUGAGAGCACACAAACAAGAUCACCAGCUAUGAAAGGAAUGACUUUAGAACACCUUUGCAGUCUACUAAAAUUUGCGGUUAAUAGAAUGAUGCAAUGUCAAGGGUCUGAACCAUUUUUACAUCCGGUUAGUGAAGACGAUUUUCCAGAUUAUAGAAAAUAUAUAAUUCAGCCCAUGGAUUUAACAAUGUUGGGAAAAAACAUUAAAGACAACGUGUAUGGUAGUACACAAGCAUUCGAGGCAGAUGCUAAGUGGUUGUUACACAACAGCAUCAUAUAUAAUUCGUCUCAGUCUAAACUAACUUCAGCUGUCAAAAGUAUGAUUAAAAUUUGCAAACAAGAAAUGAUGGAAAUAGAAAACUGUCCCAGCUGUUAUUUGAAAGCCAACGUUAACAAAUCCACAUGGUUUGUUGAAGUAUGUCCGAAACCUCACAUGCUUGUUUGGGCUAAAUUAAAAGGAUUCCCUUAUUGGCCAGCAAAAGCCAUGUCCAUCAAUUCCGUUGGUAUGGUAGACGUUCGAUUUUUUGGAGCACAUGAUAGAGCUUGGGUACAUUGGAGAGAUUGUUAUCUGUAUUCUGAAAAAGAUCCGAACACAUUUAAGCAAAAAAGAUUUGAUAUUGAGAAAUCUGUGGAGGAACUGAAUGUUUACAUUGAAAAUUUGAAAAAAAUUUACGGAGAAUUUCGCUAUGCGCCGUUCAGAACUCAACUUGAUCCAGAAAAUAUGUCCAAACAACUAAUUAUUUUCUUACCGAAAUAUAAAUCAAUCAUUCAAAGAAGAAGAUCUCUCAGAGAAACUUUGGAAUGCAAACAAGAGGAAACGAUUGAUUCAAAAUCCGAUCAUAUUCAAGAAAAAUCUGAAGAAUCCGAUUGUAGUAAUUCCAAUGUAAAUAGUCCUGUAACUGAUAAUGACACAACCAUGGAAGGUUACGGUACCGAUGACGAUAUGCAAUCCGAAUUGGAUUUGGAAAGCAGAAAAGCGUUCAGUGACAAAAAAGUCUUGGACGGUGAUAGUAUAGAAGACGAAGAAGAUUUAGAUGAUACUCAAGUUCCAUCUAAUGUAUCUGCAGACACUACAGUACCCAAAGGAAAAAUAAAAACUAGGGGAAACUUGAAUAAUUCUAUUGGUAAAUUAAAGAUGUUGCCACGUCGUCCAUCUGAAAAUCAUCUUUCUGAAGAGGCAUUACCGAUACCAAAAACUCGUCGAAAUAGCGAUCAAAGCGUCAAAAGUGAUUCGAGUCGUAUAUCGAAUAUUUCUGAUAAAAUAAACCGAGUAAAUAUGUCAGAAAACAUGGAAAUCACCUUGGGUAAUGACGAUUUAGGUUGUGUAAGUAUAUUGGAGAAUAUGAGUCCUCCGAAUGGUGAAAGUUCGAGGUCGGAAAGCGAAUGUGGUAUUGAAAUAAAGAAGAAACCUAUACAAGUCGAUAUAAAUAACGCCGAGUUUUCCAUAUCACCUAAUAAACUGAAAAUCUCAGAUCAACUUAUUAAACGUUUGACUGACGUUAAAAAAAUUGAAGAAGUUAAGUCAAAAAUUACAGAACUUGAUAGUCCUGUAAAUAUUUCCCAGCCUUCCACCAGUAAUAGUGAAAAAGUUCAUUUAAACGGUGAUAUAAAUUCCUCUAUGAAGGAAAAAAAUGCUGAUAAUUCGUAUGAUUUGAUAGAUUUAGUGGACGAAAAACAAAAAAAUUUAAAAAUUAUUCAACCUUCAAUCAAAGAAUUUAUGACAGUCAAAGAAAAAUGUAAUACCGAUUCUAAACAAGAAGUAGAUGUAUCAAUUAGUAACAAAGACCAUGUAGACAAAGUAAACACUGUUGAAGUAGAAGACAUGGAGAUUGAUUCUACUGAAAAUAUAAAAGAUUCAAGUAAGCAACAAAAUGUAAACAACACAGCAAAAAUUAUAUUGGAUGAGAAAGGAGUUAACGAGAAAUUGUAUGAUCAUAUGGAAUCAGUUUUAUCAGUGAAACCUUCCAGUUCUGAACAAGAAGAGAAGCUACCAGAGAAACGAGACAUUGUUGAAGAAUUAGUUACAAAAAAAAUAAUAAAUACUGAAAAACAAGACACAUCUGAAGUUAUAUUGGUGAAAAAUCUUCCAGGAAAAACCGACAAAACACCAGAAAAAAAAGGAUCCUCAAAUACUUCCAAUCAAAAUGUAAUAAAUAUAAUAGAGGAAUACGAAUCGGACGAAGAAGAUGAAGAAGAGGAUACUAGAACAUCCAUACAAGUUGACAAACAAAAUAUUUUUGAUGUAAUACAUUCAUCAUUAAAAGAUAUAACACUAAAAGAGAAAAACAAAACUAUGGUAAGCAUAGGUGAAGUACCAGAUAACAAUUCUGGAGCAAAGGAAACAAAAAAGAGAAAAUUACCAUCAGAUGAACAACAAAGCCCAGCCAAAUUAGUAAAAAUUGUAUCAAUUGAAAGUAUACUGAACAGGAAAGAUGAAGAAGAUAAAUUAUCGAAUGUAGAAAAGCAAAUAGACAAAAAAAUAAUGGAAUAUCAAUCUGCGCCUGUUAGUGAAACUGGAGAAACAGAAAUAGCUCCAGAAGAUAUAAAAAGCGAACCGGAAAGCGAUUAUGAAAUGAUAGACGAUACAUACAAUAUGGAAGAAAAAAGAAAAUAUUUAUCGGCGUUAAAUAUACACGAGAAAACGGUGGAAUUAGAAAAGAAAGAGAAAAACGAAAUCAGAACGAGAUCUAAAGCUGAAGAAAAACGAGAACGAUUCAAAGUGGUUGAUAAUUUAACUAGAAUCAUAGAUGACGUUGCUGUAAACUAUAGUGCCACGCAUGGUAACGGAAGAGUUCCUCCCAAAAAACCAGAACGAAGAAGAAGUAGCACCAAUCCCCCCGCUCAAGAAGGGGAGAUAUACGUCAAAUCGUUCGCUAAACUCCACAGCGUUCCUGCCAAUAAGCAAAGAGCCAGAAAAACGUUUCCAUCGCCAUGCUAUUUUAAGGGGUCUCAAAGACAACUGGUACUUAGAAAAGAAGUAUCUUUAUUGCGAAGAGACGGACAAUCUCAGAAAUAUAUAACUUCCAACAAUGCAAAAUCUGCAACUACAACUAUUGAAAAACCCACACUUACUAUUAUGAACCCUUCAGUAAGAACUACUGAUGUCAAUACAACAUCAGUUGUAACUCCUAUUAUUACAAGUACUUUACCAUCCGGUUCUGGAUCAUCACAGGUAAUAGAUUCACCUGCCCCGAGUAUAGUUCCGCCUACUUCUCUUCCAUUGGUAACGCAGCCGUCCCUCAAUCUGAUACAUAAUCAGAAAAUAGCUGAUUCGACUAUAACUAUUCCUCAUCAAAGCAUGGCUAUGGGUCACGUUAUUAUAAUGCCAAGUAACUAUUGCGCGCCCAUUUUGAGUACGGUAACUCCAACUCCAGCUUUAACAGCAUGUCCUCCGUUGCAUCAAACUCAAACAGUCGCCAAGACAGUUCCAAAUCUGAAAACGUCCCAAAAUUAUAUACCACAUAAUGAUGAAGGAUCAGAAAGCCCUUCACCACCUGCCAUCAACAGUUUAAAUGACUUCGUUAAUCAACAGCCAACUACAACGAAAACCUCACAGCAACAAGUUACAGAAAUAACUGAACCAGUGACACAGUCUACGUCAACUAGUGAAGUCAUUUCUACAUCUAGUGACAAUCCUACUUCAUCUAAUACAAUAUCGAACGAGUCUCAUCGAGAUGAAGAAUUUUCCGUACUGAACGGCUUAAUACCUGAAAGUGUAAGUAAGGCUGUGAGCGAUUUAUUACUUAUGCCGCCACCAAGAUUGAAACCUAGACCUCCUGGUAUAAUCAGUCAACAUUUUGAAGAAGGCAUUCCGAGUACAGCUGGGGACGUUACAUCAAGGAUUAAUUCUAUAGCUCAUAGGAUGACAGAUUACUUCAGGGGUAUGUUAAUAGAAUCCCUAGGAGAUUUAGCUAAAACCAACAAUCCAGAAGCAACAAUACUCAGUUUGAAAUUGGAAAUAGAAACUAUUAAGCAUCGACAUAGCGUGGAAAUGGCAGAAAUCAGGAAAAAUAUGUGUAGCAUACUUAAGGAUGUACAGAGAAGUAUUAUAGAAGAGAGAACGAAAAUCAUAGAUGAGACAAGGGCAUCUUGUGAAGCUGAAACGAUACGUAGGGUAGAGGCUGCGAAAUCUAAACAGUGGUGCGCCAAUUGUCCUAAAGAGGCACAAUUUUACUGCUGCUGGAACACCAGUUACUGUGAUUACCCAUGUCAACAAAAACAUUGGCCCCAACAUGCCGGAAAAUGUACGCAAAGUAUAGAAAAAACAACGGGUACGGGGGCUAUACCUCCGGCAAGAUCCGGUCCACAACCGAUUGUUCUUCGGCCUUCAGGACCACCCAAACCAGGAGUGGGGAGAUUCAUCACUAAACCAACAAAGGUUUACAUGAAUAGGGCCGCCGCACCACAAAAGAACGUCAAGUCUGUACCAACUUCAACGUUAACAUUAGUAGAAACAACACCAGGUAAUUACGAAAUUUUAGGCAACGGUUCUAUUGGUAUAGCAGGAAAAAUGUUUACUUCUACUAAUUCUAUAACUACAACAAAAAGUAAAGGAACAACAGUAGGAACGUCACCUAGAUUAUCCACAGUAACAACAGAUUCGAUUAGACCAACAUCAUCCACGAGCAGUCGAACUCAACACUGAAAAUUGUAAAACGUUGUAGGUCUUAUUAAUAUUUUUCGUUUCUAAAUGGAAUCAAAUUUUGUAUUUUCACUAGGGGAUGGGAGGAGAGAAUAGAUAGAUCCCUAAUUUUGGAUCAAAUAUGAUCCACGAAAGUCUACACAGAAUAUACAAGAAUCAAUAACCGAUAGUGAUGGUCUGAGUUUUAUUAACUUUCCUUCUCUAUAUUCAUCAAGACAGAUAAUUAAUUUAAUGCUUGAUUAAAUAGUUUUCUUAUUUCUUUUAAUUAUUAUGUUUUGUUCACUAUUUUGGGAAUACUUGUCUGAUAAUAAGUAACGUACCGAGGCAAAGUGAUCUAAGUGCCAAAAUACAAAGUUACGGGAAAAUGAAAAAAACUGGUCAGUAACUCAAGUUUCUAGUUUAUCUUUAUUAAAAAGAACAAAACUUAUUAUAUAUAUUAUAAAACAGUGACAUUUUUAAAAUAAAAAUAUUUUUUGUGAGAGGAAUAUAAGUUGUAAUUCUAACUAAAGAAAGUAGCUAAAAAUUAAGUCCGCAAACAGUAUUGUUUAAAAAAUCAUUUCCACUUACACGAGCCUCACUCUCCCGCUUCCUAUUUUUUCAAAUUCUUCAGGAGAAACUUAAGUUGGAAUUUCUGGAACCGUUGUUGAUAUUCGUACUGAAUACACUGUUUACACCAUCACUCACAAUUACACUAUUGGACGAGCGUUUCGAUAACCUUCUUCAGAAACUUAAACAGUUCUUCAGAUAGUGUAAUUGUGAGUGUUGGUGUAAACAGUGUAUUAAGUAUCAGGAGAAAAUACUUUGCAGUUUAUUUUGAAAAUGAAAUAAUUACUUAACCAACAGGUAAUAACGAACCAGGACAAGAACAACAUUAAAUCGAGAAGGUAACAAAUGUUGCGAUGAUACAUCAUUUUGCAUAAAAAAAAUUUGAUCACUUUGCUCCGGAACGCUUUAAUUUUAAAUUAUCAGAUACUUUUCUUUUCGUAUUUUGAAAAGUUUUCCACAAGAAUAAAAAUGACUAAUAUUUUCUGAUUUUAUGAAAAAUAAUAGACAAACUUAGGUAGAAAGUAGUAUAAUAUCAAUGUUUGAUUAACGUUGUGACUGAAACUGAUGUUUUAUUAUUAUUUUCUUUUUAAUUUAAUGUAAAUAUUGGGGAUGUUGAAUAUUUUAUGUAAAAAGAAGUGACCAAAAACUAGGGUGCAAAAGUAAUAUAUGUCAAAUAAAUCUAAAUAAUAUUUGAAAGAAUCUGAUAAAGUGGGAAUACAAUAUUUCAAGUAAUUUUUUAGUAAACCAGGGCUACUUUCUGAUACAUUUUUUCGAAUAAGUCAAAAAGUGUUUCACAGAAUGUCUUGAAAAUAAUUAGUUAUACCGAAAUUACUAAAAGGCUUCGUCUAAAAUAUAAAUAAUUGUUGAGCAAAAAAUUAUUGAUUUGGAUGCACAAGUUGGAGACAUUUAUAAAAUGCUUUAUAAAUUCCAUUUAAAUCAGGACUAUGUCCAUGUUACCAUAAAAUAAAUAAUAUUAGAUCUGAUACACAAAGACAAAGGUUUGUCGAUUUCAUUAGAGUGUUCCUUGAACAGAAUUGGUGACUCUUUUGCUUCAAAAGUUGGGGAAUCUCUUGGUUUAUGCCAGUCGUACUGAUAAAUUGUUCUUGACAAUAAGAUUAUUAAGAAAAUCAUCUCCUGGAAUAUUAUUUUUAAAUAAUAUGACAUUUUUUUCCUUGUUUUUCUAUUUUCUUAUUAGUACCAUUACAUUGUAUUUAGUUUAUGGGUAUCCCCAAUUGGCAACAGUUCCAAGAGUAUGCGUAAUGGAGGCCUCUUCUUCGUCAACUUUUGGGUGACCAACUGGGCUCAAUUUCUUCCGAGAAGCUUCUGUUGUAGAAUUGUUAAAGGUUAAUAGACAUGCCGGCCCUAAUGGCUUCAACUGCAUUUUAGAGGAACAACCCUGGGAUCCUCUCGUAUGUCCACAUUUUGAGUAUCUUCAAUAAACGAGAAUCAACUAAAAAAGAAAAAAAAAUACAAAUGUGCCCAAGUAGUAGCCCCGGGAUGCCCAAGUAGCUCCGGUUUAUGAUACAUGUAUUACUUUGUAUGUAAAUAUUGUUGAUCGAUUUAAUAAGUAAAUUCAACAAUUUUUUAUUGUCACUAAACUAGUUUUUGUAAUACAAACUAUUCAUUAUUAUUUUUAUGUAAAAAUAUUAUUCUUUUUUGCUCCAUACUAUGUAAAUAUUUUUGUAAAUAUAGUUAUGGAAUUGAUAAAUAUUUUAAGGCUCUACCCUUUUUAUUACUUAGCUUAGGAUAUUUACGAAUAAGUCGCGAAGUAGAUAUAACGGUAGCAACAUUGAUCUGAUCUUUUUUUAUACAUUUUUGAUUUUUUUUUUUUUUUUGUGUAUAUAGUUUGGAUCAAUGGCCUGGUGGAAGUCCAAAGUUUUGAAUUUAAACAAUGUAUGUCAGUUUUUUCCAAGAUUAUACUAUUAUAUAUGUAAAAGUUUUACUUUUUCAAUAAAUUUUUGGUUAUUUCUA
This is a messenger RNA of Diorhabda sublineata, 8258 nucleotides long. RefSeq names its product MYND-type zinc finger-containing chromatin reader ZMYND8 (gene Zmynd8). NCBI's taxonomy places the organism in Eukaryota, Metazoa, Arthropoda, Insecta, Coleoptera, Chrysomelidae. Gene Ontology annotation, molecular function: protein binding. The record is from RefSeq and is a predicted model, not a curated record. The transcript has 16 exons. Bases 399 to 5744 code for a protein of 1781 amino acids. Gene Ontology annotation, biological process: regulation of DNA-templated transcription.